AUGGGUGCAAACGCGCCCACGCAACAUCACCAGCUCUUCCAUCCACAGCCUCAGCAGCAGCGCCUUCUCUCUGUCCAUCAACCCUCGCUGGGGUCGUCUUCACAGUUGCUGCAACAGGACAGCGGCGGCAGUAGUAAUGGUGGCAAAUCCAUAGACCAGGACUAUGCACUGCAGAACCAGAGGCAUCCUUCCGCGCGACCCUCAGCAGUAGCACGACCACAGCUAUUUUCUGACUUUUUUCGCCGAUAUGAACUCAUGAUUGAAUUUACCAAUCUACGGAAUCCUCACCACUGCCCGUCUGGACUCUAUGUGAUGCCCGCUGCCGACAACAUGAACUUAUGGUUCGGAACAUUGUUUAUUCACAAGGGUUACUACCGCAAUGCAGUGUUCAAGUUCCAGCUAGUGAUCCCUGCUGAUUACCCUGAUCGUCGGCCGACAGUGCGCUUUUUGAGUGACAUGUGGCAUCCGCUGAUCGAUAACCAGGGCCAAUUGGCACUACAGUAUCAAUUCCCACAGUGGCGACCUCAUCGGGAUUACCUGUUCCACGUGUUACAUUUUGUCAAGGCGGCCUUUAAGAAGUGCGUCCUGGAUACGAUUGUGGAGAAGCAAGCUAACAAGAUUUUCGCAAAGUUAGCACAGCAGCGAGCACAGCUCUCGAUCACAGAGUCGAGUCUUUAUGAUAACUAUCCGUCCAACAACUCCAUCAAGUUUUCACCGCUCAGUGACGAGGAGUUUGGUGAGUGCUUACCAAUCUUCAAAUGA
Gamsiella multidivaricata is the source of this 762-nucleotide messenger RNA. RefSeq names its product ubiquitin-conjugating enzyme/RWD-like protein. The coding region runs from base 1 to 762 and encodes 253 amino acids. The record is from RefSeq and is a predicted model, not a curated record. Lineage: Eukaryota; Fungi; Mortierellomycota; Mortierellomycetes; Mortierellales; Mortierellaceae. The transcript is spliced from 4 exons.